Pomacea canaliculata is the source of this 2589-nucleotide messenger RNA. RefSeq names its product WW domain binding protein 1-like. The transcript has 5 exons. NCBI's taxonomy places the organism in Eukaryota, Metazoa, Mollusca, Gastropoda, Architaenioglossa, Ampullariidae. The record is from RefSeq and is a predicted model, not a curated record. The coding region runs from base 115 to 579 and encodes 154 amino acids.
GUUAUCGUUCCUUACGUGUCACGAGGAUUCCUGUCACAAGUUGACAAACAAAUAACGCGCUCACUAUAUUUUCGUUUGCUGUUACGCGAUGGGGUUACAGGAUCCCGGCAAUCAAUGAAGACAAUGCUGCCGCAUCAGUUCAGUCACCAUGUAGGUCUCAGCAUUUUAGGAUACUUCCCUGUGCUUUCUGUUGCAAGGACGCUGACUGACACAACUUGUGGAGGAAUUCAUUGCUAUGGUAGCACACAGUGCUGUGGUAAUGGCUGCUGCUUAUUGUCGAUUUACGAACAAGCUUGGUUUUGGAUUGUGCUCGUAUUGGGACUUCUGGCACUGCUAGUUGUGCUGGUCCUGACUUGCCGGUGGCUUUGCCGAUUUCACAAUGCAAACCAGUACAACAAAUUGCGACUACAGCAGCAACCUGAACAAUUCAAUUAUGGAACUGUAAGGUACAGGGCACUGACAGAUAUUCCACCACCCUCUUACAACCAAGAAGAUGACUCAAUGCUUCCCUCAUAUGCAGCAGUUACCAGUAAACCACCACCCUAUUGUGCAGAAAGAUCAACUAAUUCUGUGUCAUGAAAUCGUUUGAUCAUAACAAAGACUGAAUUUUUCAUUUAUUUUAUCCAAACCUUUCAGAGCAAUAAUUGAAUGUAUUUGAAUGCAGACCAUUCUUUAAAUUAAUGGUAAUUGAACAUAAGAUUGUUCUUCCAAAGGUAGUCAUUCAGAUUAAACCUCUUACUAACAAUUUCUGUGACAUUUAGUGUAAGUAUAAAUGAUUUUUUUUAUUAGAUAUGAGACUUUGAAGAACAUAUUCUACAUACACUUGCCAAAAUUGGCAAAACUACAGAUAUCAAUGAAUGUUGCUGUUUAUUGCAUGCUCAACAGCACAUUCAGGUUUUUUUAGUUUCUGUAGUUCCUUUUGUUGCUGUAUUUGUUUCUUUUAUCUGUCUGCUUUGAAUUCUUUAUGGGAUCUUUAGCCUUAAGUCUCGCUCAAUUUUAUCUCAUCCUCAUUUUCGCUUUCUGAGUAUGUGUGGUUUUAAACAACUUUAAUAUUUUAUUUUGCAUACUUUUAUAUUUACUUAAUUAUAAUAUUGUUUAAUCACAUCUUUUUCUCCAUGCAGCUGAAUCUAGUUUUAAGUGCACACUUUGUUUAUCCAUGACAUUUAGAGCUUAUACACGUGCAGGCAAAAGAUCAAAUUUCAUGUUAUAAACUUCAUGGUUUCACAUAUUAUAAAUGUUGUUAUUAUUAUACUUUUAACAUGACAACUAUAAGAGCAAACUAUGCCAAAUAAGCCCACAAUGAUCUGUUUUCUGUAGUAUGUAAUGUCUAGCACAACUGUUUGUGUGCAUGUGCCCAGAAUUUAGUGAAUUAAAUAUUUUAACUUGCAGUGCAUAGCACAAAAGAAACGUUAAAAAUUGUUUAAGUGUAAUUCCAGUGUAAUUUUGUGUCUUGGGAGCAGAAUUUACAGUAACACCACAUAAUUCUGUGCACAGUGCCGCAUUAACAUUAUUUGUGUUAAUGGAGGAUGAUUGGCAUAUCGUUUAGAGUACUUUGAUCUUUUGCCUUGAAGUGAGAUUAUUAUUAUUCUAUAAUUUCUGGUAGAGUAGAUUAAUUUUUCUUUAGAGUUUUUGAGAUCAUUUAAGGAAGGGGUUGGCAUGACAACAGAGUUGUGUAUGAAUACACAACCCGAUACCUGUGAUACAAACGGUCCAAGAAAUAAUGAUGUAAAUAAGCUACAGCUGCGUUUGAAAGAAAGCAGUUGAGAAUCAGGUAUGUACAUGUGUGGUUGCUCGCGCAUGUGUGUAUGUGUUUAUGUGUGACAGGGGUUUGUGAUUGAUGUAAUGAGUGAAAUGUAAAGUUCCAUUCAUGUAUGUUCUUAGCAAAUGCUUUUGCGAUUGUGUAGUUAUAUAGCCGAUGCCGGCCCACAUAUUUUCCUGCAAUCUUAACUUUCUUUCGGCCAAGAGAUCUUAUAUACCGAAUGGUUCAAAUGAGAUUGAUUAACCUUUCUUCCCUCCUUAUACAUAUCUUCUUCGCAUGAAGAUACUAUUUUAUAACUAAACAUAAUGAGAUGCAAAUGCGGUGACUCAGUAUAGCCUUUAAUUUUAUUUAUACCGGUGACCAUUUUUUUCGAAAGGGACAAUUUUUGCUUACGCACAUAAUGGACAGCAGAGUUUAUAUUGCGAAGUAAAUAUACUCGAACUGAUAGAUGCACAAUACCAAAAAAAAAUUUUGUUCCAUAGAAUAGAAGUUUUCUCGAAAGUACUGUGUUCGUUUUUGUUUUUUGUUUUUUGUUUUCCCAUCGUGAUCAGUUCUGGAACAGGGCAUGCGCAUGAUCCUCUAAGACGCCCAGUCUAAAUAGGUAUGCUGCAUUAAAUUAUUAAAUGUGUUGCAACCCAGCCGAUCACAAUACGAUAAAUUGUUAGGGGUAACUGGAUGAUUUACUAACGGGUCGAAACAAACACAUUGCCAUAUCUCGAAUAAUUUUUUCAGAUGAUUGUUCACUUUUGAUUAUUAUAUGUUGUUUGUCACAUGACACGUAAAACUCGUAAUGUUAAAAAUUCUUCUAAUAAAAUCGUAUACCUUAGGUU